Messenger RNA from Acanthochromis polyacanthus (spiny chromis), 1847 nucleotides. RefSeq names its product mitochondrial calcium uptake 2 (gene micu2). Gene Ontology annotation, biological process: calcium import into the mitochondrion; mitochondrial calcium ion homeostasis. The record is from RefSeq and is a predicted model, not a curated record. Lineage: Eukaryota; Metazoa; Chordata; Actinopteri; Pomacentridae. Gene Ontology annotation, cellular component: uniplex complex. The transcript is spliced from 12 exons. Gene Ontology annotation, molecular function: calcium ion binding. The coding region runs from base 69 to 1328 and encodes 419 amino acids.
GGCGUGGCUCUGCUGCGCAGCUACGGAAGCUGCAGAGCGUACACAGCUAACGAGCUAGCUCCCUGAAAAUGGCUGGUUGGGGAAGAUUCGCCGCCGUCCUGAGGAACGUUUUAAAGAGCCCUCGGUCUCUGAAAAGUUUAGCACUGCGCCGUGCUGUCGGUCCUGGUGUCCUGGGCUCUGUUAUCGGCACUGGUUUGAUCUGUUAUUACCAGUAUCAUGCAAACAGCAGGACUCUGCCCUUCGCCGUUCACGCUGCGGAACAAAAAGAAGCUCCAGCUCCCCAGCUGUCUGCCAGAAAGAUCCGUUUCAUCCAGUUCGCCUCCGUGGUCUAUGAACAAGAGCCCUACAUGACCCCGAGAGACUUUCUGUUCUCUGUGAUGCUGGAGAACGUUGACCGUAAACUGCAGAAGAGAGUCUUAACAACUGAGGAAGUGAACAACAUGCUGACGGCUGCCUCCAAAGCUCGUGCUGGUAAUGAUCUGUUCAGGACCUUAGGAGACAAUGGUUUGCUGUCAUACACAGAGUAUCUGUUCCUGCUGACCAUCAUGACCAAGCCACGCACAGGAUUUCAUAUAGCUUUCAAAAUGCUUGAUGUUGAUGGGAAUGAGCAUGUCGACAAAAAGGAGUUUCUCAAGCUCAAGAAAAUCAUUGGGAAAAGUAAAAUGAGAUUACCAAAGGACAGUGCAGAGAAACCAGCAGAGGACGGGGAAGCCGCCAACACCACGCUGCAGGCCUACUUUUUUGGGAAGAAAGGAGAAAAGAAGUUGCAGUAUCAGGAAUUCCGCAGGUUCAUGGAGGACCUGCAGGCUGAAGUGCAGGAGAUGGAGUUCCUGCAGUUCUCCAGAGGUAUGGACACCAUGCGAAGAGAAGACUUUGCCGAGUGGCUGCUUCACUACACCAACGAAGAAGACAAUGAAAUCUACUGGGAGAACAUGAGGAGGAAGAUCCCUGCUGGCCAGAGCAUCACAUUUGAUGAGUUCAAAGCCUUCUGCCUCUUCACCAACAACCUGGAGGAUUUUGCCUUUUCAAUGAAAAUGGUCACUGAAGCCAACCGUCCUGUGGGAAUGGCCCAGUUCAAGCGAGCAGUGAGGAUCGCUACAGGCCACGAUCUGUCUGAGAAUGUGUUGGACACAGUAUUUAAACUGUUCGAUAUGGAUGGAGACAACUGCCUGAGCCAUAAGGAAUUCAUCGGCGUGAUGAAAGACCGAGUCCUGCGGGGUCUGAAGGUGCAGCAUCAGAACGGCAUCUCAGGCUACUGGAAGUGUGUGAAGCGAGAGACCCUGAAGGGAGCUCAGGAGGCCCUGGGAGACACCGGGUGCCCCAUCUGAACCACCGAGAACCACUACACGACUGAUCACUCAUACCACUGCUCAUUUUGGGAUCUUAGAAUCAAAUUAGUGGUGAGAGUGAGAUUAUACAAGUAACCACAUGUAAAAUAAAUAUAGGAUUUAUACCACUGUCUUGUGUACACGUUUACAGAUUAAUAUAUCUGUUGUUUGAUAUUAGCUAUAGAUCUGUGGGUGUGGUUGAGGUGUUUACAGUUACUUUUGUAUUGUGUGGGUAAGCAUUUUAUAUACACGAUGGGAGACUAAUGAAUUUUUCACUCUACAAAUGACAUGCACUUCAGGAACCAGAUUAUAGUUGGCUCGUUUCCUCAUAAUUUCAAAAUGAGAAACCUGGAGAUAGUAUCAGAGGAAGGAAUAUGCAGUUGUGAUUUCUCUGACCAUUGUUUCAAUUUGACUUGUGGUCCUUUUUUUAAGUCAACAUUUACUGUGCAAUAGAUGUAUAAUGUGAUGGAGUGUACAAAGUGCAAAUAAAAAAAGAUGGAAUAAAUUCCUAAGACAUCA